UCACACACACAUACCUACACACACACACACAUACCUACACACACACCUACACACACCUACACACACACACACGUGCCGCACACAGACGCGGCGCGCCAGCCACCAACUCGGCUUUGUGCCCGUGUCGACUGACGCUUUGUGUCACUUGCAGCUGAGACCGCGGGAUGGAGAGGGGGGUAGCGGAGCAUGGGGGAUUGUUUCUCAUUUCAUUAGAACAGGAGCUAACCCCACUGAACUCGCCCCACUCUAAGAUGCAAACAUAUGUUCCCUUAUUGAAUGUCAUGUGCAUAUGUGUGUAGGUGUGCGCGCACAUACGCACGUGGAGCGGUAGCGUCGCGGUUAGCACACUGGGCUACAGACCCAGCAACCUGAGUUCGAUUCCCGUUCACAGUCAACAUCGGUGACGAAUAUCUGAACCCAUCCUGAGCCUCCCUUAGGUUGACUCAGCCUUAAAAUGAGCAUCUAGUGUCGUGUGUAAGAGAGAUAAAGGCGGUCCAGGUGUGGUCCUGACAACACCAUCCCCUGCAUGGGUUGUGCCAGCCAUCAUUGGUGCCCACUAGCAGCACUUGCAAUACCAGCAGCCUGUGUGGCUAUAGGAGUGAGAUGUUUAUCGUCGUGUGCACGUGCGUGUCUGUGUGUGUUCCCCUUUACAAGGGACAAAGGGGGCGGUUGCUCUGUUGUACAAAAAAAAGGUUACUUUGCUUUGAGAAAAUGGCCAGAUGGGGGCAGAGAGGAUUGUGGAAAGGUCACGGAGGUCAACAGUGCUUAUGAAUGGUCGAGAGGAGCCCCUGGGAUGCCCGGCGGUGAUUUCCUUCAUGAAGUGGGCUUGGUAAAGUAGCUUUCUUGCACCUCCAGCGAUGUGAGCUGUAAUUCUGAUGAUGGAUAUGGUACUCUCGGGAUGAUCUACAGGUGCUGCGCUUUCAUCGGUUAAAUUCAUAGCGGUGCAGCUUACCAUAAGGAGUUGUUGAGUCGUUAUCGUAAAUCAUUAUUUCUAGUUCAGAGGAGAACCGGGUGGGUCAGAGGUCAGAGCACUGAGCUGGAACCACUGAGGUCCUGGGUUUCAAAUCCAGGGCAGCUGCCCAUUAUUUAAAAACAGGAUUUUCAGUGGAGUGAGUUGGUAACCUCAGCCUGGUCAUCAAUGACAUGGCAUUCAGGUUAGUUCUGCAUUUAAUUUAGGAAUCUUACGUAUUGGCUUGACUGUCACCCUCCCGUGCAGAGUGGGUGGAAAAGUGCUGCCCUCUCCCGUGUGGAAAAGAGACAUCACUCGAAGGAAUCUAUGGCAGCUCUGUGAUAUCCGCUUCUUCGGGCCAUUCUAUAGCACAAACGUGUUGCACUGCUCUGUAGGAAAUCUCCAUGGGUACUUUUGCCUCAUGGCAUGACGGAAACAGUCAAACGAUUCGAAACAAGAACAUAUACGAAGUAUAUGUUUAUGUAUUAUAUAUUUAAUACACAUUAAAUCAUAAAUCACAACACACCUCUCAAUGUGCAGGCAUGUGGAAAGAGAGAGCGGUGUUUUUAAACCGUUAGGCCACGUGUUGUGAUGGCUCUCUUUGUAACACCAAUUAACAAAUAACGGCGAAUGCUAUUCAGCGAGGGAGCCCUCCUGUGUAAUGCUCGUAAUUGGUGUUAGAGGCACCAACGAUGCAAUCUUGGCAUCUUGUCUAAAUCAUUAUUUACAUGAACACAAACAUUAUGCGCCGUACUAACGACAAUUUGACUCACUUGAUGCACAAUCGUUGCCUAAAAAAUCCGCGGCUGCAAUAUUGGGACGCGGUCCCGCGGGUUAGCAGGUGACAGGUGUUGAACGAUACGAUUAAAGGAGAGUGUCUGAGGCUAUAGAUCUCGAUGUGGAUCAGACUCCAGGUCACCCUGAAAUCCCUUCUGAAAUCACUCUUCCCACUGUCUAUAACCCAAAAUUUACUUUGAUAUGGCACGUGAAGAUUUGUCGGACAGAAUGUUUAGGUGACCGGUUUCCGCCACCUCAAUUUGUCACAGUGCUACGACACGCGAAGCAAUGUCGUACUGCUACUAUACCCCCAGCCUCCUCCUCAUAGGUUAAGCUUGGCCAGAAUGUGGCUAUUUGCACUGCAUGACUCAGGUGAGGUGAAGGUAAAGGCGAAGCCCUGCGAUCUCUCACUCACGCUGCCGCUGGCAGCAGAAGGCCCUCCGUUACAUGGAGCUCCGGAGGGCCCCACAAGACGGGAUUUUUGUUUUUAUAAUCUUCCACGGUGGCCAGACGUCAUGGAAAAGUUGCAUUACCCACACUUUUCCCCACCACAAAUGGACUGCCGAUCAAUUAACUUUGGUGUUAUCACAAUUAUACUACUGGGUGGACAUAGACGAGGUGAGGGGGGUAUUUAAGACGUGCCGAAAUGUUUCAAAAGCCACGCUGGGGGAUUGAUUGAACCACCAGCUUCUGGCUUGGGAGUCGAGUAUGCUCACCAUUACACCACGGUAGCAUCCACUUAACAUUGUUAUGGAUAAUAAAAUAAAUAACAAAAUUCAUCGGGAGCUUGGUCUCACGCCUAAUCAAUUUGGAUCUCAAGUCGAAAUGAAUCUAAUCUACCGAGCUACGGCACAGAGACGAGUACCCACCGCUUCGCUGCAGCGAUAAGGAUCCCUCUAAUUGGCUAGCUGAGCGAGCAAGAUCAAGGGGUCAUCACGACCAAUUAGCAAGAGAUAUCGCCACACCGUGUGCCAUUGCUUCCUCCCGCUUGGCAGAUCCCACAGCAGCGGCUGCACAGCCGACACGCCCAGCCUCCGCCGUGUUGUACCCCCCCCCCCACCUCCGAUUAGCACGGUUGGCCACGUACGGUGCGAUAGAAGUUCAACGUACAUGCGGACAUACAUCACACCGACACAGGCUCUCUUCACGGUAUCCCUCACCAUCUGGCUUUAAAAUUAAAUUAAAUAUUUGGUGAUGCUGCUGCUGCGUUCGCAGUGAUACGCAAGCAAAAAUAACGGAUACGUUCAUCAGUAACACUGUGGCCUUAAACAUCCUAAAUAUAUAAUAGACGACGUUUCGGGCAAUGGUCCUUCUUCAUAGCACAUCUGGCUUGAGGUCUUCACCUUGGUCACACACCUCCUGGGUGCUACUCCAAUACCUUUCUUGAUCACCUGCCCUCCUCCACAUUCCAAGGGCAAGGCUGCAAAACUUUACCAACUGGAGUGGCAAAAAUGUAAAGGUACCAAUUUCUUUACAAUGCCAAUAAAAGCGAAUUGUGCCAUUGUGACCUGGCAUGUUUAAACGUCGUGACUUAAUGCACUUUUAUCAACAAUGUAAGGAAAUUAUUAUAACUAAAGGUGUGCCACAUUAGGUCGAUGUUGUGCCCACAGGCUAGCAUUGAUGCGGUGGCGAGAUGUUAACCUCUUCGCCAUAUAUAUAGGAGGUCGUAGGUUCGAUCCCAACCCUGACGGAUGUAUUGUUGAAGUUUGCAUGUUCUCCCGGUGGUCUUGUAGAUUUUUCUCCGGAUUGUACUGGUCUUCCGGCGUGGAAGAGCAGGCCAAAAUUCCCUCUAAGAGGGUCACUCUAGAGUUCCCCAUUGAGGAGGCCCUUUUUCCAGCAGUGGCAUGAGCAGGGAAUUACAGGGCUGCACCUCGAAAUGUGUAUUUCCAUCUGUAAGUGCAUUCAUCUUCUCAUUUUGUAUGAAUGAUGUAGAUACAGAGCAACCACUAGAAUUUCACAUUCAGGUGGUCAGGCCAGAUAACCGCGUGAGGAGCAGCAGAGUGUAUCGCGUCGUUAUACGUUAUGCGGUCUGUUCUGGAUGACCACAGUCGCACACUACUACUGGAGAGUGUUUAACUUCCCAAUUGUGCAUCAGGUAUUCGCAUCUACUGCCACGAUGUGCUGCUGUGGAUGCAGUUUAGGGUGGACCGUGAGCCUCGUGGUAGAUCAAACCCAGGGGGAUCUUCCGCUAAUGAGCUUAAAGGAAAUGCGACCGCUAAAACUCCAAAUGUGUUCGCCUGCCGAUGCGAUCCUCCGCUGCGCGGUUCCACCGCGAGGGAGGAGCGGUGAUGACGGCACCCACCGUGGCGGUGCUGCCGCAGCGUACGACGCCUGCGGGAGUGACGCCGCCGCUAAAGGGGUCGGUGCAGAAGCGCUUGACCCGUAAAUUUUUAAUGUCUCGCUUCCCGUUAACGAAGCCUCAAAACUCACAACGGACAUCGACAGCAACAACAAGCCAAGAGAGUUAAUAGACCGCGUCUGGCAGUGGUACACAGGCGAGAGAAAUAUAUUAAUUAUCCCACGUCCGUCGUGAACGCUGCCUUAGAACAGAAAUAUGCCGUCGGUCAGCUGUUCACUCGGUGAAACUCAAACACGUUCGUCAAUAACGCUGUGGUCCUAAGUGGGAAAAUAAAUAUUUUAUAGGUGACGUUUCGGGCAAUAGCCCUUCUGUAAAAAUAGCUUUAUAGCUCAUCGGAUUCAUUCUGAAUGGCCCAUCUUCGCAGCGAGUGAUUUUCUUAUCCACUCUCUCCCUCUCUGUCUCUCUGGCCUCUCUAUUUAUACACGAUGAAGAAUUGCCAUUGCCGGAAACGUCACCUAUUGUUAACUUUAUUCAACUUAAGGCCACACAGAGUGUUGAUAUUGAAGAAUGUUGUCAGAGGUUUUUUUGUUAUUUGUGUUUUGUGCGCCACUGUAGCACCGAAUAAUUUAUUACAUUCCACAGUUAAUCGGUCUUAGCAGAGCAAAAGGCAGGACAGUGGCAGUGAUUGCUCUUGUAAUUGGAGGCCGCAAUUUUCUCUUAGGGUGCUCUCAGAGAAAGGGGGGGGGGGGGCAUUUAAAAAAAGUUGACAAAUUAACUGUCACGUAAAUAUUUAUUCCAUUCGUAGACAACCAUCGCAGAGACGACAAAAGUCAAACGCAUGCACGUAUGGCGAUUCAUAUUUAAACGUUGAAAUGAUCAAAUGUGGCUGUUUGACUGCAUUCUGGCGAAGCUCACAACAACGCAGUGCCCACCGUCUGAUUUCAUCCGGAAGGUGAUGGGGAAGGAUCCUAUUAUCUGUGUUUAUCGAUGAAAGUCACACCAUUUUGACGACAAAUGAGAUUGGUGCCUGAAAGAUGUGGGGCACCACUUGAGGAUAUUGGCACUACGAGAGAGAGAGGGGAAAGUGGGAACAACAAUUGACGAAAUGUGCAGUGGACACCGAUUACGAGCUCUCUGCCCACGGAUCGAGAUGGCGAGGGCACAGAUGAACUCGGUGAUAGGAUUAACUUGUCAUCACUUUUAGGUCACUGGUCUUAUCGAUGCAGAUUCGAUUAACAUGUAAAUGCUCCAUAAUACAGGGUUUUGUUGCGGUUAGAUCGCGUAAAUAUAAAUGUGUUGUUAAACCCGCCACCACCCAGCAAAGCCAAUUAGUAAGGUUUGUCACGGAAACAAAACGUGCCAAUUCGUUAAUAGUACAGCACGCCGGUAUGUUGAGAGACACCAUUAACAAUUCGAGUACGAUGUAUUAAUGAGCAUGUAAUUGCUCACUUAAUUGCCAAUAACAGAUUUAUAUAUAUAUAGAGGACUGCAGGGCUUUGGGGGAACUCUAUCGCCAGCUCACCCGCCUGUCUGUGGUUCCUCCUCGCGCUCCCGAGUGGCUCGCUGUCCGAGGGCGAGGGGUAACCGGCGGCGCCUUACAAGUCGAGGCUGUUCCAAGAGGUUCAAUUUUACCGUCACUUCACGGCACCUCCUCUCGGUCGUGCGUAAGCGUUGAUGAUAAUGCAACAAAAAUAUAACGUGGAUAAUCGUUUCUAUGGAUGGAUUCGGAUGCGUCGUAUAACAGAUAUAUGAAUGAAAGAAGUUCAAUUGUGACGACCUUGAGUAGCUAGUUAGGGUGCAUUUUCAACCCGAGACACGUCAUGCUUGUGUUUAUUUUUUUCCAAAAUAACAGCUGCUUGUUCUCUGGGCGAUACGUUCAACGGAUUUGGAAGCUAAUCUGUCGAUUCUGGCGAUUCAGCGGCAGCCGUCCCCGCUCUUGCCGCGCAAUGACCUCACCGCUCUCCAAAGGCUGCAGGCGGGAUCAUAUUCUGCAAGGGAGUGGUAAAGAAGGUCAGCGCUCGACCUUUUGAACCCCCUGCCACCCUUAAGCCCCCCCCCCCGCCCCCUUCCCUUUGCCCCCGAGCCUCCGGGUAAAAAAAAAAUCAACCCUGGAGUGGUGGCUCUCGGUCAGCUCGCUCGGAAUAGAGCGCCUGGCACAGGCUAUGGAUGUGCCCAAGAGCAAUGGGAAUACAAAGCGGAGUCGGACGUGACCAGAAUAGAGUUUCUCGCCAAAUAGCCAUGGCCUCCGCUACCCGGCAGUCUCAAAGGGCAUCCGGAAUCGGUGUCUGUGCUGCGGAGAGGGAGUGAUUUUUUUUUUGUUAAUGACGUUUGUCCCAGAGCUCAGCUCUAUCUUGGGCUCCGUGAGAUUCGAGAAGGAAGCUCGCAAUUUGAAGAAUGUGGUGCUCCGUGAUGCGGUGACGUUCCUGAGAGGCCCAUUUCUACAUUACGGUUGCUACCGCUUGUGCCAUGCCUUCCGCUCCUAUGACAUGGACGUGGAGCAGUGCCUGCUAGAGUCCCUGCCGCUGGGCCAGCGGCAGCGGCUGGUGCGGAGGGCUCGCUGCGCCCAGCUGCACGCCUACUACCAGCGCGAGCGCGAGCUGCGGCGGCACGGCGGCCGCGGUGGGGCCGGCGGUGGGGCCGGGGGUGGGGCCGGCGGUGGGGCCGGGGGUGGGGCCGACGGUGUGGCCGGGGCGCCCAGGACGGGGAGGAACGCCGGCGGGCGCCGGACCGGGGCGCGAGCGGCGUUCGGCCGCCUGGAGAUGCUGCACGACGCCAUCCUGCAGCACGACGAUAAGGAGGUUUUGAAGCUGCUUAAAGACUCCUUCAACCCCAACGCAAAAAACCUGAAUGGAAACUCCCUGCUUCACACGAGUGCGCGCAGUAACAACGUGCUGGCGGCGGAGCUGCUGCUGGAGCGCGGGGCGGACGUGAACGCCCAGGACGACGACUCGUGGACGCCGCUGCACGCCGCCGCCGCGUGCGAUCACGCGGACGUGCUGCUCCUCCUCCUUCUGGCCGGAGCCAACGUGCUCCUGCAGGACGUGGACGGGAAUGUCGCGCUGGACUACACCCACGAGGGCACGCAGUGCCGCCACCUGCUGCUGCGACACCUGGAGGAGAACGGAGUGGACGUGGGAGCCCUCAGGCAGCUCAGGAAUCAGAGGCCCCUGUCCAUGCUGGCUGACGUCACAAAGCUCGUCGCCUCGGGCAGCUGUGUCAACCUCCCCAACGAUGAGGGGGUCACGCUGCUGCACAUCGCGUGCGCCAAUGGCUACGUGGACGUGGCGAGCCUGCUGCUGGAGAAGGGAGCCAACAUGAACUGCCUGGAUGGGACCUUCUGGACGCCGCUUCACCUGGCGGCCAAGUACGGCCAGACGUGCAUCGUGAAGCUGCUGCUGAAGCAUAGCGCUGACCCCAACGUCAUCAACUGCAACGGAGAGAAGCCUUCAGAGGUGUCCGACUCGGAGACCAUCGAGGAGCUGCUGCUGGAGGCGGAGGCGGAGAGCGGCGAGCGGCAGCGCUACCGCCCGCUGGCGCUCGCCGGUGCCGACACCGCCGGGAGGGCCCCGGACGCCGCCACGGACGAGGCCGCGCUGCUCCGCAAGCUGAAGCCUCUGCUGCUGCCCAUCUCGAAGCAGGACAGCUUUGCGGAGAAGGACGCCAUGUUCAAGGGCAGCGCCCUCUUCAAGCAAGCCUCGCUGGACGACGGCAGCGGCGGCCACAGUCGCAUAUUCAACAAAUACGAGCAGGUGAAGCUGAUGCCCCCGGCGCCCAGCGACGACCUGGCCACACUGAGCGAGCUGACGGAGAGCAGUCUGCUCUACGAGAUCCAGAAGCGCUACAGCAACAACCAGAUAUACACGUACAUCGGAGAUACCCUGCUUGUUGUGAACCCUUGCAAGGAGCUCCCAAUUUAUUCGAACAUGGCCACCCAGCUGUACGUGAGCCACUGCGGUCGCUUCUGCCCGUCGCUGCCGCCGCACGUCUUCGCCUGCGCCGAGCGUGCGUUCCACACGAUGCUGCGCGAGCGGCGCUCACAGUGCUUCAUCCUCGGUGGAGAGAGCGGCUCGGGGAAGAGCGAGGCGAGCAAGCACAUCGCCCAGCACCUGCUGCUCCGCGGGCCUGGGGACGGGCCCGAACUGCACGCGCGACUUGUCCACGUGAGCUGCCUACUGGAGUCGUUCGGCAACGCCGUGACGCCCGUGAACGCCGAGUCGAGCCGCUUCUCGCAGCACCUGGAGAUCCACUUCGAGGCGCGGAGCGGCCGCCCCGUAGGAGCCCGAGUGUUCGCCUACUGCCUGGAGAAGUCUCGCCUGGUGGCCGCGCCCGCGCACCAGGGCAACUUCAAGAUCUUCCACCUGAUGUCCGGCGGGCUGACCGCCGACGAGCGGAGCUACCUCUACCUGUCUAACAUGGCGUCCUUCCGGUACCUGAAGGAGAGCACUCGGAGCAGCACUCCCACGGCCAGCACGAGCGACAAGGAGAGGCUGGACGCCGUGAAGACCGCUCUGCAGGCGCUGUCCUUCAGCAACAACGACGUUGAGAACCUGCUGCUCGUGCUCUCGGCCGUGCUUCACCUGGGCGACCUGCACUUCCUGGGCAUCUCCAGCACGGAGGCGGCGCACGUCACUGACACGCGUCUCCUGCAGCGCAUCGCCUACAUGCUGCAAGUGUCUCCGGAGGAGCUCGGCACAGCCCUCACCUCGGACACGAUCUACACUAAAGCAGGAGAGCUGCUGGCGCGCAAGCUGAGUGCCGAGGCGGCGUCGUGGGCCCGCGACCUCCUCGCCAGGGCCAUCUACGGCCGCCUCUUCGGCUUCCUCGUUCAAGGCGCCAACCGCUACCUGCAGGCGGCCGCUGGCAGCGAACCCACGACGGAAAUUGGCAUCCUCAACAUAUGCGGCUUCGAGCGAUUUCAGAAGAACUCCUUUGAGCAGCUGUGCGUGAACCUGGCGAGCGAGCGGCUGCAGCAGCACACCGAGCUCCAUCUCUUCGCGCUGGAGCAGACCCAAUGCGCCCAGGAGGGCGUCGCCACGGAGAUCGUCGGUCUCCACGGCAACCAGCGGCUCCUCGACUUUUUCUUCCAGAGACCGCAGGGAAUGCUGCAUCUCCUGGAUGAAGAGAGCACGUCGGCUCAGCCGUCAGACCAGGCCCUGGUGAAGAGGAUACAGGGCUCCUUGGAGAGGAGCCACACCAACGGGGUGCUCAGCAUGCCGGGGAGGGACCGCAAUGGCAACGCCCAGACCCAUUUCACCAUCAAGCACUUUGCCGGCGAGGUCACCUACGACCUCACGGGGGCGGCAGCAAAGAACAAAGACCAGCUCCCUCAAAGCCUCCUCUUUGUCAUGAAGACCAGCGAGAACGUGGUGCUGAGGCAGCUGUUCCAGGCCCGGCUCUCGCCCACCGGCGCGCUGCUGCCCCCCACGGGGAACCGCUUCCCCUUCCGCCUCGCCAAGGCAGGCCGCCUACACCCGCAGGCAGCGGCGGCGGCCGCAGCGGCCACCACCACCACCACCACCGCAGCAGCGCGGCCUCGCGAGCCAACGGCGCUCACGAGCAAGCUGCUCAAGAAGAAGGGUGAGGGCAGUAGCCUGGCUGAGAGCCUGGAGCAUGGGCAGGAGCUGACACUUACCUCUCAGCUGCGGAUGUCCCUGAGCGACGCGCUGCUGCGGCUGGUCGGCUGCACCCAGCACCACCUGCGCUGCGUGCGUCCCAACGAGGCCGGCCGGCCCGACGCCUUCGAGGCCGAGCUUGUGUCGGCCCAGCUGCGGCACGCGCGGGUGCUGCACACCGUCCGCCUGCGCCGCUUCGGAUUCCCGGCGCGACUCCCGUUCGCCGACUUCCUGGACCGGUACAGGGAGCUGUCCUUGGUGCUGAUCCCUCUGAGGAGCAAGAUGGCCCCUCAAGAGAAAUGCCGUCGCAUUCUGCAGUGCUGCGGACUACAGGAGUGGCAGUUGGGUCCCUCACGAGUCCUGCUCAAGCACUGGCACGGAGACCAGCUGGCCGAGAUCUGCCACCAGCUGCAGCGGAAGGUGGUCGUCUGCCAGAAGGCGGUUCGGCGCUUCAUAGCUCGUCAGCGGCUGCGUCAGCGGCUGGCCAUGCGCCGCUGGGACUCGGCGUGCACGGAGGGCUUCCUGGGCUCGGCGCAGGACGCGGGGCUGCGCGCGUCCACGGCGGCACACAGCGGCGCCGCCCGCUCGCACGCCCGGGCACGGGGAUCGACCGCCAGGGCCGUGGCCGCGGGGCGCCGAGGUCUGGCCGGCGGCGACCCCGCCAAGGGCACCGGCGGAAACCGAGCGACGAACGGAGGGAGGGACGGAGGCGCCGCCGCCGCCGCCGGCCCGGGCCGCUGCUGCUGUGGCUCGGAGGGCCCGUCCGGCGCUGGCCGCGGCUCGCUGACUCUGCCCGCGGCGGCGGCGCUGCGUCCCGCGGGCCGCUCCAUCCCACGCUCGCCGUCCCUCCACUCGCUGGCGGCGGCGGCCGGAGAGAGGGCGACGACGGGGAGCGAGAGGGGGGCGGCGGCGGCGACGGCCGGAGGGAAGGGGGCGACCGGGGCGGGCGGCGCGGCCGCGGCAGCGCCGGGUUCCGGCGGAGGGGCGGCCGGAUCGCCGCGUAGACAGCCGCCGCCCAAGCCCAAGCGGAACCCCAGCACGCGGCUCAGCGCAUCGUACGAGGCGGUGGGGACCGGCGGGACCUCCUCCACCGGCUCCACGAGCCAGGCGGAGCCCUUCGACAAGUCCGAGCUGAAGCCGCGGCCCCACAGCGACGACUACAGCACCAUGAAGAAGAACCCGCCACCCAAGCCCAAGCGCAACCCCAGCACGCGGCUCAGCGGCUCCUACGAGGAGAUCGGCGCUCAGCCGCAGCCGCCCGCGUCUUCUGCGGCCGCAGGCGAGCACGGCCGCCUCUGGGCGGAGGAGGCGGACGACGGGGAGCCGGUCUACAUCGAGAUGGCCGGCGACUUCGGCAGGAGCUCGACGCCGGAGGCGGCCGAGUCCGAGUACGAGGAGAUGAAGUACUUCCACCCAAGCCCCGGGCCGGACGACUCUUGUGGCUCGCGGCGAGGGCGCUUCGCCAGGCCAUCGCGGGGCGCGGGAGACGAGGAUGACGGGCCAGGCGAGGGGGCGGCCGUGGCGCCGCCGUCGCCGCCGUUCCUGGCGCGGUCCCCACCGCCGCCGCCGUCGUACCGGAUCCCGGCGCCAUUCCCCGACCUGCUGCCGCACCGCCCGCCGUUGCUCGUCUUCCCCACGAGCGGCGCCAACUGCUGCCCUCCGCCCUUCGACGAGUCGCCGCUCACGCCCCUGGAGGUGAAGCAGCUGCCCAUCCUGGACACGGCCAUCAUCGGCUACGUCUCGCGGCCGCCGGACGGCGCCGGCCCGGCGUCCCCUGGCGACGAGCAGGCCCCGGCGCUCGACGGCGCCGCGAGGGCUUCCACCCCGCCACCCCCCUCCGCCGCCCCCGCCGCCGCCCCCAAACGCCACCGCGGCCGCGCCGCCGCGCGGGCCGCGUGCGACCGCGGCGUCCCUGCGCUGCCGCCAGUCCUCGCUGCCUUCGCCCAACGAGCUGGCGCGCGCCGCCAGCAGCAAGGCCCAGCGGCUGCAGGCCCUGUCCGGCGCCGCCAGGUCGUGCCCCGCGGGCGCCGACUUCACGAAGGCCUCCGAGGACACCGCCGACUCGGCGGCGAAGGCCCAGCGGAAGGACGGGCAGACCGGCGGAGGCCGCGGCGCGCGUCCCGACUCGGGCGAGACCCUGCCGGCCGGCGCGCUGAGCGGCCGGAGGGACGGGCGCGGGGCGCGGGCGCCCGGCGGUGCCACGCGGCGGCCGAACGACCGCGGUGGACGGCGGCGUCGGCGGCGGCGGCGUGCGGCCCAGCGGCGCAAGCCCUCACCAGCCCCCUGGACGAGCUCAACAGCAUCUUCAGCUCGGGGAAGCUGCCGCUGCGCCGGUCGUCGGCCGGGAGACGCAUCAGGCAGUCCCACGCGCCGCCCGCGGCGGAGGGGAGCGACUCGCUCAACGGGAGCCCCAGCCUCAACGAGGAGGGGACGGCCGCCGCCGCCGCCGGCAGCAACGGCACCAGGAGCGCGAUGCCCAAACCCAGCAGCACGGCGCCGGCAGAGGCACCGAACUCUGCUCCAAAUGGACCAGAGGCACCCCCAGGGAGCCGUCCUCCACAGCCGAAGCAGCAGCAGCAGCAGCCGCUGCAGCCGCCAUGCGCCGUCAGCGGCACCCAGUCGCCUCCACCCAUCGCCCGAGCCCCCAGCGAGGCUGCUCGCAAACAACAGCAGCAGAUGUGGCAGCAGCUGAGCACGGAGCGGGACCAGGCGGCGCUGCGCGAGGUGCUGGAGUGGCGGCGCCGUCUCUGCGAGGAGCCCUGCCCGCCCGCCGAGGCGUCCGCGUCCCCGGGGACGCUGCCCGCCGUGCUGCGCAAGCAGGGCUCCCUGGGCGCCCGCGUCGAGCCGGGCCCCCAGCUCAACGGGCCCUCGGAGAACGGCGGGACGCCGACCCCGCGCCCCUCCGCCCCCGCCGCCCCCGCCGCCGCCGCCACGGCCGGCGUCACGCGCGCGGAAGUCGGAGCGGCCCGCGCCCCACGACCCCGCGAUGGCUCGGCCGAGCCCGGGCCGCCCGUUGAGAACGGAGUCGGCAAGGCGGGGGAGGGUCGUGCCACUGCCGCCACUGCCGCCACCGCCAAGGCGCAGCAGCAGCAGCAGCUGCAGCAGCGCAAGGGAGUGUGGGAUACCGCCAUGUGACCGCCGAGCGGCCGCGGGGCCGCGAAGGGACGGGAGCCCCUCGCGACUUUUUUGUCUUCGCGCGUCGCCGGCCGUCGCCGCAGCCGCCGCCGUUUCCUCCGACGGGGGAAGAG
Petromyzon marinus (sea lamprey) is the source of this 12885-nucleotide messenger RNA. It is a transcript of the gene MYO16, whose product is annotated as myosin XVI. Gene Ontology annotation, biological process: neuron projection morphogenesis; phosphatidylinositol 3-kinase/protein kinase B signal transduction; negative regulation of G1/S transition of mitotic cell cycle. Gene Ontology annotation, molecular function: ATP binding; actin filament binding; cytoskeletal motor activity. The record is from RefSeq and is a predicted model, not a curated record. Gene Ontology annotation, cellular component: nucleoplasm; perinuclear region of cytoplasm; myosin complex. Lineage: Eukaryota; Metazoa; Chordata; Hyperoartia; Petromyzontiformes; Petromyzontidae.